GUGUGACUCAGGCGCUGCCAUUUUGAGGGGACGGUGGUGGCUGCGCACUUCUACUCCGCCCUUGCUCCGUGCCGAGGCACAGGCGCUCCCGCUCCCUCCUGCCCGCUCCUGCCGUCGACCUCGAGGACGUCCCGGGACUGCCUGGGCGAAAAGCGGCUCUCCUCAGCCCUUCCGUCAUUCUUCCCGGCCGUCCCGGUCCUCCUUCGACGCCGCUCCAGGAUCUCUAUGCCCGUCGCCCUCCUCCGUAGGAGCCACUAGCUCAGGGACAGCGUCCUCCUCCUUCCGCCGCCGCCGCCGUCGCCUCUUCCUCCUCUCUCCGCCACCAUUUCCCUACUCCCCGGCCUCGGGGCGCUGAGCUAGACUAUGGGGACCAGGUCGGGGCCGAGCAGCGGCAGAGCGGGCGGCCCGGUCACCGUGUCCCCUGCGGCAGGGAUGGGGGGGCUCCGCGGCUUCGUGGCUUUAUCUUGACAUGGCUCCUCUUCGUGCUGCCAGCACCGCCGCCACCUCCUCCUCCACUGCUCCUCCUGCGCCCGCCGGCUGCGGGUAGCGAGCGGGCCACGGUCCCGGGCUCUCGUCGGAGCCUCUSAGUCUCUUGCUUAACUGGGGGGGAAGCUUUGGGAGGGGUUCCUUUUUUUUUUGUUUUUGUUUUCCGUUGUUUUUUCCCGUUCUCUCCAGAGAGAGAAGGGGGAGAAAUACUUCUUCCCCCUCCUCUUCUUAACCUGGUUCGGUGAAUUUGCUAACCUAAAAACUUUUUAACCCCCACUAAUCAAACACCUGGAGAGGGGAAAAAAAUGUCUGGAGAGUGGAGGAAAAUAACCUGAUAAUUGGGGAAUUGGUUUUUUUCGGGGAGGGUGUUUUAGAGGUUUAAAAUUGCAACCCCGAUUGCAAUUUAAAAAAAAAAAAAAACCUCGCAAAAAAUUCUUGUCACCGAAAAGCAGGAGCAAAACACACUCSAUGUUUUCGGAGUCGUGGCCAUGAAGUGAGAGUGCAGAGAGGCGGUGCUGCUGUGGGUGUCCCGCUGCCCCGGGCGCGGCCGCCCUGCGUGCAGAGAGAGGCUGAAGGGAAAGCCAAGAGCGCCGGCCAUGCUCAGCCUCGGCUGACUGUGCUCGCAGCACUUGCAGAGAGAGAGGGAAGGAUCCCCGGGGGAUCAGCAGCCCAGGGAGUGUAUGAGGUGUCGGGGGAUGUAGGGCUCUCCCACUGGUAGGGAGCCCGGGUUUGGGGCACCGAUUCAGGUUUUAGUCUCUCGGUGAGAUAAUACUGUCUUUAGAACCCCUGUCCGCCCCUUGUCAAUGGCCAUCAUGAUCCCUCUCCUYUUUGGCAGCAGUAGCCUCAGGGCAAUGAUGAGCAGGAUGAAGUUAGAAAUGACUCCGCUGUCUUUUCUCUUUGCUCCCCUGCAAACCAGCGCUGUGUUGUCUGUAGUUGAUUUUGUUGUUGUUGGCGGCAGAGAAAUGUCAUACUUCCCGGGUUGUGCACUCCUCCUUUGCACCCUUUUCUCUGCUCUCCACCAAGUGUAAUAAUUCUAAAGAAAAAGACGGGCAACAUAGCAAUAGAGGAAGGCUGAGAAUAAUAAUCAGUAGAGUCAUGAAUCUGGCUGGGGUAAAAAGCAAUCUGUAAUUUCAGCUUCGGUUUUUUUUUUUUUUUGUAAGCAGAGCAAAAGUACCCCCCCAUGGAUUGGGCUUGUGCCAGCUGCUUUUUAUUGUACACAUAAAUUGUGAUAAGAUUUGUUUGGGGUUUGAUUUCUUUUUCUUCAUUCUUACCCACUUAUUCCUGCAGCGAAACUGUUCAAAUUUUUCUCUUCAAAAUUCUUUGGGUUUUUUUCCUUGAUUUAUUGUAAAACCUCUUGUCCAGCUAUGGCUGGACAACUACUUUCUUUCUUUCUUGACCCCUCCAAUACGACAUUCUCGUAAAAUACUGCCUGAGGUGCGGUUUUGGGUUACAUUAGCGUUUGAUCUAUUCAGUCGUAUUAGCAGGAAUCAAACGACUUGUUUCUGUUGUACUUAAGUCUUACGAAAAGGUGCCCAUAGUUUAGCUACAGUUUCCAAAGGCUUUAGUACCACCUGUAUUACAAAAUGGGGGACCCAAACUCCCGGAAGAAACAAGCUCUGAACAGACUUCGUGCUCAGCUUAGAAAGAAAAAAGAAUCUUUAGCUGACCAGUUUGACUUCAAGAUGUACAUUGCCUUUGUGUUCAAAGACAAGAAGAAAAAGUCAGCGCUUUUUGAAGUGUCUGAAGUGAUACCAGUCAUGACCAAUAACUAUGAAGAAAAUAUCCUGAAAGGUGUGCGGGAUUCCAGCUAUUCUUUGGAAAGUUCCUUAGAGCUUCUGCAGAAGGAUGUAGUACAGCUCCAUGCACCCCGCUACCAGUCUAUGCGCAGGGAUGUGAUCGGCUGUACCCAGGAGAUGGACUUCAUUCUAUGGCCUCGUAAUGAUAUUGAGAAGAUAGUCUGUCUCCUGUUUUCUCGGUGGAAGGGAUCUGAUGAACCCUUUAGGCCUGUUCAGGCCAAGUUUGAAUUUCAUCAUGGUGACUAUGAAAAACAGUUUCUGCAUGUUCUGAGCCGAAAGGACAAGACUGGAAUUGUUAUCAACAACCCUAACCAGUCAGUGUUUCUCUUCAUUGACAGACAGCACUUGCAGACUCCAAAAAACAAAGCUACAAUCUUCAAGUUAUGCAGCAUCUGCCUGUACCUGCCACAGGAGCAGCUCACUCACUGGACGGUUGGUACCAUAGAGGAUCACCUCCGUCCCUACAUGCCAGAGUAAGGUACUGGCCAGCAAAAUGGGGAAGAUCACAGAAUGCAGCAGUGGAUUUUCACUUUCCCUCACCACUUUAUUCUUUCCGAAUUUAGAAGAAAAUGGACUCAUGUUCAGAACACUAUACAUUGUGAAACUUGAUCAUCCUGGAUUUUUUUAAUCAUUUGUAUCUCAGAACUUUGCAAUUUUUUUUUUUAGAUGUUUUCUGCAUGGACCUUGUGAAAGAGAGGAUGCUCUGCACACUUCUGCACAGCAUCAGCAUCUUACUAAAAUGUGAAAUGAAGGGACUGUACAAUGAAACAAAUGUAUCUGAAAGCACAAGGUGAUCAUUUGUGGUGGUAYUCCCAUUUGUGCUGGUCAUGCCCCCUAACAUCUCUAAUGUUAACCAUCAGUAUUUUGAGGGUGAGAAGUGAAUGUAAUGGGUAUAAAAGCCUUAUACCUUUGCUGUUAAUGAUUGUAUUGAAGAGCACUAUCAUUCAUUCUAAUGAACGAAGAAGUGGCUAUUACAAUAGGAAGUAAAUGUGGGAAAGAAAUCCUUUCUUUCUUUAAAAAAAGCAUCUCAUUUAAUGUUUAGGCAUUUUUUGCCUCUUUUAUUUUGCUGGGCCAUGUCUAAGUUUACUGGCACUUUUGUUUUGGAUCUCUUUCCCCAAGUUGCUGUAUAACUGUAUGAAGGUAUUCUUUUAAGUUGGAUGCUUUUAUACAGAUGAGGCAGACCUGGAGUCUGAAGUUGCUAAAGCAGCUCAAAAAAAGGUAAAAUAAUAGCUGCAGAAACAAUGUUGGUAGAGGAUUAUUUUUUCUUGAGAGUUGAGACUUGUAAACUUGCAGGUGAACUGUGCAGGAAAUACUGGUUUCUAAAACAUUUCUUAUGGAAAACCCAUCGAGGGUUUGGUUUUUUUUUUUCUUUUGGAAUAGACAUUAUAAACCAAUGUAAAAUAGUGUUUGGAGUGUGAAAAGUUUGUUCUGACAGAACAUUUUAAGAUUGUGCAAUGAUAAAAGGAAGACUACUGUAUAGUUUUGAUGACAAAGAAGGCUCUGCUUAAGGGUUGAGUACUUUACUGGAGUAAAACUGCAUAAGCCUACUCCCUUUGGAUAAAACUAGUGCUUACCUGUUUAAAACUUGUAUUUAGCUUUUGUUUGGAAUUGGAAAAAAAUUGGAAAUUAAAUAAAUUAGGUGAAAGA
This is a messenger RNA of Malurus melanocephalus (red-backed fairy wren), 3929 nucleotides long. It is a transcript of the gene CUNH6orf62, whose product is annotated as chromosome unknown C6orf62 homolog. The record is from RefSeq and is a predicted model, not a curated record. Lineage: Eukaryota; Metazoa; Chordata; Aves; Passeriformes; Maluridae. The coding region runs from base 2070 to 2759 and encodes 229 amino acids. The transcript is spliced from 5 exons.